CCUAGCCUACGGCGGUCGAUGUGUUCUUAGUAUUAUACGUAUGGCGUGAUGUCAAUAAAAUCAUCAAGAAUUUUGGAAAAUUGUUCUGUUGUAGCUAGCUAGACCAUUUAUCCUGGCCUAGACUGAUGACUAGGAGUAAGAAAUAUAUACAUAGGACAUGUAGAGAAAAGUCGACCUGAGUGCUAGUGGGGGGUGGGGCUAGAUCACAGAACAACACCUGGAUGGUGGGCGUUGGCUCAGACAGUUAAAGAAGUCACAAUAAUUAUUAAAAGAGUGUUUACAGUAACUAAUUAGUGUAGUUAUACUUUAGAGGAUGCAUCUAAAUUCCUUAAUGAGGCUCCUAGCAAUUUUCUGUACUGUGUCAGUGUUUGCUGUCAGCUCCCAGACCACCACCCUUGAUUGUGAGAUCACCAUCAGUGUUAACAAGAACUCAACUACCUCAGAUUGGAGACCACAAUACAACAGAUUCAGACAAGGCACAAAUAAUACCAUUACGCUGACAUUUGGCAACUUGCAAGAAGUGCUGUCAGCUCUCAACACUACAAUAUUUCAUAGAGACAGCGGUUGUAUAGAGGUUACUUUAUCGGCCGGCUCGUACUCAAUUGAACAAAGUGUGUACCUUGUGCAGAACAUUAGGAUAGUGGCUGAAGAUAUUGGCUCUGUUUUUGUGGAAUUUAGUAAUCUCACAGCUCCACAGAAUGUCAGUGUGUUCUAUGCUGUCACGAUAUUCGGGGCACAGUUUGUUGAGAUGAGAGGAAUACAUUUUUCACAAAGUGUUGGAAUUAUUGCUAUUGAGAAAGUCACGAAUACGACUAUUUCAGAUUGCAGUUUCAUGUUUUUUUCCCGUGGAGCCGUGGAUAUUUACCAAAGCUUUUUAGUGCAGGUCCACAAUUGCUCCUUUGACAGUAACGGAUUCGAGGGUGUGGCCAAACCUGACUACCAGUACAGAGGUCACGCUGGGGGUCUGUCUAUAGGUUUCGAUGACAACCACUAUAAUGCAAAUGGCACUGACCCCAACAGUGUGCCAAACAAUCGUGGCAUCUUUAUCACACACUGUGUCUUCACAAACAACACCAGCGACCCACGUCAGGUUGUCUCCACCUCAGAGCUAUUGCAAAGCUUUGUGUUCACUGGCCGGGGUGGUGCCAUGUCUAUCACUGUCGAUACCAGAUUUUCUCUCGAUGCCAUCAUCACAGACUGUGUUAUGGACAACAACAGUGCAGUGUCCUUCGGUGGAGGCUUGUAUCUAGGCUAUAGUGGACAUGCUGCUCAUACUAGCACUAUAGAUCGAACGCUAUUUAUUAAGAAUCAAUGUGUUGGACCAUCAGGUGGUUUGCAGUUAGGGUUCCUAGAGGGAGCUGAUAAUGGGUUUACUGUGAGACUGGUAUUGUUGAACUCAGUGUUUCAGGAAAAUCGAGCAGAGUUUGGUGGAGCAGUACACUUGUUCGCUAACCAGAGUUCUAGUCGUGAUGGAGCCCCACAGUUGAGUCAAGUGGCUUAUGUCGAGAACUGUACAUUCACCAGAAACUAUGCGGAGGAGUUUGGAGCCGCCAUGGCCCUUGCCUCACUGUUGUUUCUAGUGGAGACCAGUAGUGUGGAGCCACUCAUUGUUGUUAAUUGCACUUUCCUCGAUAACUUUGGAGGUAGGGCUGGUGUACUGAGCACGGCUUAUCUUCCUCUGGCAUUCUAUGGAACUAACACAUUCAGAAACAACUCUGGACGUGUUUUAAUUAUUAGUGGGACACGUGUUGAAAUACAUGGAAGUUUGCAGUUCACCUCAAAUUUCGGCAGUGGUCUAGAAUCUGGAUCACUCUACAUCACCUCAUUUGGACAGUUACAGUUGUUCUCAGGAGCCGAUGUGGCAUUCACAAAUAAUUCUGGCAUUAUUGGAGCAUCAAUAGUGGUACAGGAUAUUCUCGGAUUUGUGACUGCCUUCUCUAGGAUACUGUACAACCCACUCUGUGUGCUACGUUACGAGAAUGAGACAGCAAGACCUCACGAUUGGGAGAAUGUGAAGAUCUCAUUUUCUGGUAACCAAGCCCUUGUAGCAUCAGCUGUGUUCCAUAACAACAUUGACCUUUGCUCUUGGAUUGGAUUUGGGCCACAAUUCUUUGAUAGGAAGGAAGUCUUUCAAUGGGAUUUUGUCAGCUUCUCUAAUGACAGUGUGAACCGUGCCCACUCAAGUGAUGAGAACAACCCACUGUGGUACGUGCAGACACAAGCCGAGAGCCUCAGGGCAGACACACCCAAUGUGACGGCAUAUCCCGGUCAGGAGAUUGCAGUGAGUAUGACAGGGACCGAUGAGUACGGACUGCCCAUCAUAGUCUCAGUACGGCUCACCGACACUACUGGUGAGAUCGACUUCAGCCCCUCAGCGGCCAGUCCUGAUACAGUUGGCACCCCCAGCAUUGUAACACAGUUCUCUGUGGCAAAUAAUACCGCUAUGCUACCAGACUCCAAGAUAAUACAAGUCACUUCCAUUGUCACUAAUACCCCCCUAGUGGUAAACAUCACCCUCCGCCCACUUCCCUGUCCAGUGGGGCACGCGUUGAAGCCGAGUGGUAGUAGUGGAGGUCAGAGCAGUGUGUGUACAUGCAAUGAUCAGGAAAAUGAUCACAUUAUGAACUGCCACCAGGAAACUCUGCAAUUAUCUAAUGGGAGAUGGGGAGUGGGUGGUAUUAAGGAAGGUGAAACAGGAGACAGGCUGGUGACUUACGUUUGUCCCCAGCAUUUCUGUCAGUGCCUGAGGGUAACCAACAUCAGCCUAGAGUUGACAUGCUCAUUUCUGUUCAAUCCCAAGUCGCCAGACGAACAGUGCAUUUGUGGAAGGCAAGGUGUAUUGUGUGGUGAUUGUAGUGACGAGAGUGCUGGUUUCAGUGCUCUACUCAGCAACUGUAAAACCUGUGGAACAGUCAGUCUGCUUUACAUUAUUGCACUGUUGAUUCUAGAUGUCCUCGUAAUCGGAGGAUUUCUCCUGUUCUUCAAAUGGUCCAUCCAUGACUGGCUUUACCCAACUCUGUUCUACUUGCAGGUUCUUCCAUUCCUAACCUUCCAUUUUCCCGUAACAUUUGAAGUAGUGCAUCCUUACGUCUACUAUGUGAGCAGUGGUCUGAGCUUCUACUUUAUAUAUGACUUUUGUCUUGGGCCUCAAUUCUCAGCACUGCUGGUGUACUUCAUUCGAUUCAUCCCACCUAUUGUGUUGAUUCUUGCAGCUUGCCUCGUGGCCAUUGUCAGACACUGUUCCCAUAAGAAGACGGUUGCCCCAUGGCCUGGUUUGUGGCUGGUGGCCCUCCUCAUGUCCACUCACACUAUACACACAAGUAUGUCAGUACUUAACUGUCCCUAUCUUCCUGGACACAAUGGAGCUGCUGUGAGUCAGCGUUGGUACGUGAAUGGGAACAUAAAGUGCUUCACUAAUGGACACGUACCGCUGGCCCUUUUAUCUCUAGCCAUGCUGCUCCUCUUCUUGGUGCUACUGCCAGUGGCCAUCUUGUACACAACUCAAUGCUCAAAAAGGUACACCUACUUGUUGUACAACGCGGUGUCUCCCUCGAGUGAGGCCUACAAGAGCAAGUAUGCAUGGUGGGGAGCUGUGGAGCUGCUCAGAAGAGGUCUCCUCAUUGUGCUUACAGUGGCACUGCCUGGAAAAGAGUACUGGGUCAUCUUCAGCUUUUCCCUCAUCUUUGGAUUGUACUCAUUUAUUCAGCCGUACAAGUCGCGCUCAGCAAACAUCAUUGAAGCUCUGCUGGCCACCAACAUGAUGGUGCUACUCCUGGCAAGAAGCAUUGACGUCUACGACAGUGACAUACCUCAAACAUACAUUGUAUUGAAAGACUACACUGCUGAUGACUGUAUUGAUAGUGCUGUUCAUACAAUCAUUGCUAGCAACAUUUUCCUAUUACCUGGAUACUACUUUCCUCUGGCUGUCUUUAUUUUCGCAUCAAUGGCAUCAGCCAUUUUUGUAUUGAGAUCUUGCUGCAUAAAGACCAAGAAAUUUUCAGCUGAUGAUUCCUUAAUCCCCCUUGAUGCAUAUCGAUUAAUAAAUGAAGACGGCUCAAUCAGUACCACCAUUGUCUCCACUGACGACUUACAGGUACCCCUGUCCAGACUGUUGGACAAUAUUUACGUUAAUGGUCGGAAACCAGAAUUUCACAGCUCAGUGACUGUUGAUAGAAGCAGAGAACUAAAGACAACCUUUGAGUCACGGAGUAGAACUGUUAGUAGUUGAUAAUUUUGAAAGAAAUUUGUCAAUUAAAGUCACUAUAAUAAUAUUAUCAUAGUAUUUUCGGUCUAAUGAGUGUCGUAAAUA
Molecule: messenger RNA, 4309 nt
Organism: Halichondria panicea
Lineage: Eukaryota; Metazoa; Porifera; Demospongiae; Suberitida; Halichondriidae
Exons: 22
Coding region: 314-4228 (1304 amino acids)
Source: RefSeq, a predicted model, not a curated record